UGGAGGACCCCGCGCCUAGAGCGGCCCUUUCUACGCUCCCCGCGCACCUCCCGACUUCCGCUCAGUGACCGCAGAAGGGCGGGGUUAAGGCAGGAAGUGGGCGUGGUUAGGGCAGGAAGUAGGCGUGGAUAGGGCAGGAAGUGGGCGUGGCCACGGGGCGGAAGUGGGCUUUGACGCCGCCAUGCGGGACCGGACGCGGGAACUCCUCCAGGACUACGUCCCCAGCGAUGAGGAGGGGGAGGAGACGGUGGCGUUGGUGGGGCUGAAGCCGCCCCGCGAGGAUGAGACGCUGCUGCAGGCGCGGGCGGUGCGGGCGGCGCUGCGGGCGCUGGAGCAGAAGCUGGCGGAGCUGGAGCAGCUGCAGGAGGCGCUGCUGGGAAACGCGCUGCCCGACCCCGGGCAGAAGCGGGCGCUGCAGGAGCAGCGGGACGAGAUCCAGCGCCUGGCCAACGACACCCGCACCCGCCUCAAAG
This is a messenger RNA of Numida meleagris (helmeted guineafowl), 473 nucleotides long. RefSeq names its product syntaxin-4-like. Gene Ontology annotation, biological process: vesicle fusion; exocytosis; intracellular protein transport. Gene Ontology annotation, molecular function: SNARE binding; SNAP receptor activity. The record is from RefSeq and is a predicted model, not a curated record. Gene Ontology annotation, cellular component: endomembrane system; plasma membrane; SNARE complex. Lineage: Eukaryota; Metazoa; Chordata; Aves; Galliformes; Numididae.